Messenger RNA from Helianthus annuus (common sunflower), 525 nucleotides. Its product is annotated as protein FAR1-RELATED SEQUENCE 12-like. The transcript has 2 exons. Lineage: Eukaryota; Viridiplantae; Streptophyta; Magnoliopsida; Asterales; Asteraceae. The record is from RefSeq and is a predicted model, not a curated record. Bases 1 to 525 code for a protein of 174 amino acids.
AUGGAGGAAAUGCAUAACACAAUGAAUUUAAAAUCACAUCUGAUUGAAGAUAUUGAUGCGAACGGGUAUUUGGUUAUUAGUAAUGGCCCAGACGUUGAAACAGAGAAAAUAAACGAAGUACACAUAGAUUCUGGGUUUGAGAAAGAAGAAGCUAAUGAUGUAAUGGGAAUGGUUUUCGAUUCUCCCGAUGAUGCAUAUGCUUUCUACAAUCGCUGUGCAUUUUUACAUGGAUUUGGAAUACGUAUAUCUUCGGCUUAUAAUAAUAAGACCACCAAUGAGCCUUAUCGAAGGAUAUAUGUGUGUAACAAAGAGGGGUUUAAAGACAUGAAGUGUAAUAGGUCUAAUGGAGAUGUUAAGAAACGUCGUCGAAAUUUAAGGACAGGGUGUGAAGCAUACAUUCGGAUCUCAAAAAAUAAAGAAGGGAAAUGGUUCGUGGAUAGAUUUAACGACUCACAUAAUCAUGAGCUAACUGCUAGUCCUACCAAAGUAAUGAAACAUCGGUCUCAUGGGAGGUUUCACCGCUGA